Labeo rohita (rohu) is the source of this 1516-nucleotide messenger RNA. RefSeq lists its product as uncharacterized. The record is from RefSeq and is a predicted model, not a curated record. NCBI's taxonomy places the organism in Eukaryota, Metazoa, Chordata, Actinopteri, Cypriniformes, Cyprinidae. The transcript has 3 exons. Bases 11 to 1507 code for a protein of 498 amino acids.
AUUGCUGUGAAUGGAGUACCUUUACAGCCAGACUGGCAAAACCCUGACUCCAGUGCUCCAGAACCCAGAGGAGGAAGACAGGCUGGUCAAGGAAGUUGAUGACCAGGACCUGCAAGAUGAGGGGUUCGAUGAAGAGAUCAUGGAGGACAUCACAGUUCCGGUGCUGUAUGAGGAUGACCCCUGCCGUGAUCUCAGAAACAGCCCUUCAUCUUUGCCUCUGCCUCAGUCCCCAGCAUCACUGGCUGAGCCGUCCACAUCAUCUGGUGGAGAUGGACAGCAUCUUGCCCCUGCCCCUUCAGUGACGUCACAGCCAUCCGACCCUGGAAGCAGUCUCUCCGACGAGGCUCAGGGAGCAGUCGUUGGACCUGAUGGCAUCGCUGGGUGGGACAAGGUCCAGAAUCUGGCAGGUUACCUGGUGGGUCUUCGUGAGGCUCCUUACCUUACUGACCUGCAGGUGACAGAGGCCAUCCGGUUGUGGACAGCGCUCUCUGAUUUCGACAAGCAGCGGAUCAACUAUCAGCCUCGACAUCAGUCUCAGCUGACUCAUGGGCGUUUUAAGGCACCGAAGCGCUCCGGAGUCACACCGGGUGUGGAGAGUGUCAAACGGUGUCUGAUUGGACAUCCUGGGGGUCCAGCACAGUGGCCCAACACCAGCCGCUUGGUUGAGGCCAUUUGUAUUGAGCUUUGUGCUUUACACAAGUCGCCGACCAAGAAGGCUGGAGUCUGCACUCCCAGGUGGUCUAAAAUCCUUUCGGACUACCACCACAUCCGAGACCUGGUGCUUAACUGUCGCAGGCUGAUGGAUGAAACAAUGAUCCAGCUGUUUGAGCUAAACCAGAAGACACUCAUUCAGUGGUUUCAGCGGCGGCAGAAAAAUCAGGAAAUGAGUGUCCUCGCUCAGGGACUUACUUCACCUGACCCAAUUGCUGUGGCCGAUACACAGCUUCCUCCGGCGAGGGAAAAAAUGGAUGAAGCGCCAUCGACAUCAGGCCCAAAACAUCCAUUCAUCCUUCCGCCAAAUCGAGAAGGACAGGCGCCCAUUCUGCGACCUGGUCGACGGCCUGCUGCUGCCACCACAGAGUGCCCCAUUGCACCUGCCCCCACAGCAUCAGGAGUUGUGCAGCCCAUUUCAGCACCUGGGUCGUUAUUAGGCACACUAGUCCUUAACCCAGGCAUGACUGUGUCUGUGGUGCUUCCCUCUUCUGGUGCGUCAACAUCCGGUGCAGGCCCAGCUCCGCCUGCUCCUGCGUCUGAUGCUCCCUUGUCCCGUUACACCCAGAGGAACAGGCGCCGGCGGGCCCUGGAAAAGGAAAGCGGAGUCCAUAAGAGGAAGUAUGUGCGAGGGGUUACCUUUAACACAUGCAGCAAAUGUGGGCAGCCCAAAACGAAAGAGUUUGGCCAUAGCCGAUAUGGUAAUGCCACAUUUUGCUCACGUGCCUCAGAUGGCAAAUCUUUAGAUGACUGGUUGGCAGAGCAGCGCCAGCAAAAUACUCAACCUCCUCAGUAAAUAAUAUCU